GCCUGCGCAGAAGCCGGGAGCGGCGCCUGGGGCUGGGAGUCUCUGGUUCUGAGGUUGGGACUGUGAAUUCGGCCGCUCUCUUCGGGUCCCCGCUUUGCUCGGGUCGGGCACCUGGAUCCAUCAUGAACCGAUGCGCCGAGGCGGCCGCUGUGGCGGCUACGGUCCCGGGUUCGGGCGUCGGGGACGCCGGGCUGCGGCCACCCAUGGUACCUCGCCAGGCGUCCUUCUUCCCGCCGCCGGUGCCCAACCCCUUCGUCCAGCAGACUACGAUCAGUGCCUCCCGAAGGCUGCAGAUGUUUCUUCUUGGAAUUAUUCUGCUCCCAGUCCGUGCUUUACUGGUUGGAAUAAUUUUGCUGCUCGCAUGGCCAUUUGCUGUCAUUUCAACAGCAUGCUGUCCUGAAAAGCUGACCCAUCCAAUAAGCAAUUGGAGGAGGAAGAUCACUCGGCCCGCUUUGACAUUUCUGGCGCGUGCCAUGUUCUUCUCCAUGGGGUUUACGGUUACCGUGAAAGGAAAGGUUGCAAGCCCUCUGGAAGCGCCCAUUUUUGUCGUCGCUCCUCAUUCCACGUUCUUCGACGGAAUUGCCUGUGUAGUAGCUGGGCUGCCUUCGCUGGUAUCACGGAAUGAGAAUGCACAGACCCCUCUGGUUGGCAGACUGUUACGGGCUUUGCAGCCAGUUUUGGUAUCCCGUGUUGACCCUGACUCCCGAAAAAACACAAUCAAUGAAAUCAAAAAGCGAGCGACAUCAGGUGGAGAAUGGCCCCAGAUACUAGUUUUCCCAGAAGGUACUUGUACUAAUCGCUCCUGUUUGAUUACUUUUAAACCAGGAGCCUUCAUCCCAGGAGUUCCAGUGCAGCCCGUCCUCCUCAGAUACCCAAACAAGUUGGAUACUGUGACCUGGACCUGGCAAGGCUAUACAUUCCUCCAGCUGUGUGUGCUCACUUUCUGUCAACUCUUCACGAAGGUGGAGAUUGAGUUUAUGCCUGUGCAAGCACCCAGUGAGGAAGAGAAGAACGAUCCUGUCCUUUUCGCCAGUAGAAUCCGGAACUUAAUGGCUGAAGCAUUGGAAAUACCCGUGACGGAUCACACCUACGAAGACUGCAGGCUGAUGAUCUCAGCGGGACAGCUCACGUUGCCUAUGGAGGCCGGGCUGGUAGAAUUUUCAAAGAUUAGCCGGAAACUGAAAUUAGACUGGGAUGGUAUCCGGAAGCACUUGGAUGAAUAUGCGUCUAUCGCAAGCUCUUCCAAAGGAGGCAGAAUUGGAAUCGAGGAGUUUGCGGAAUACUUGAAGCUACCUGUUUCCGAUGUCCUGAGACAACUUUUUGCACUCUUUGACAGGAAUAAUGAUGGCAGUAUUGACUUCCGAGAGUAUGUGAUCGGCCUGGCUGUCUUGUGCAACCCUGCCAAUACAGAAGAGAUCAUCCAGGUGGCAUUUAAGCUCUUUGAUGUUGAUGAGGACGGCUACAUAACAGAGGAGGAGUUUUGCACCAUUCUGCAGGCUUCUCUUGGAGUGCCUGACCUUAAUGUUUCUGGUCUCUUCAGAGAAAUUGCCCAACGGGACUCUGUUUCCUACGAGGAAUUCAAAAGUUUCGCCCUAAAGCACCCAGAAUAUGCCAAGAUAUUUACCACAUACCUAGACCUCCAGACAUGCCAUGUAUUCUCCUUGCCAGAAGAGGUCCAGACAGCUCCCUCUGUUGCUAGUAAUAAAGUCAGUCCUGAGAGCCAGGAGGAGGGCACCUCAGACAAAAAGGUGGACUGAGCCAGUGUUCCCAGUGAGGAAAGGCGACGCGGGAGAGCUGUUCACUGGCCACAUUGUGAAUGUGUUUAUCAACUAAUGUUGUUCACGAUAGAAAGCUUUUUUUUUUACUAAGAUGACAUAUUUUCUUCCAAAAGUGUUUUUUAUUAACCUGCCUGUAUCAAGUAAGCUCCUUUCAUCUCACAUUGUGCCCUACUGGUUGUGUUGACUGAGGCUAAGUACUGUAUAUUUUUUAAUGAAAAUUUUCAGUUUACUUUUCAUAAUAAAUAAAUCCAUCAGUCUUACUCUCCACUGGUCAGCAAUUAAUCAACACCGCGUGUUUAGCAAGUGCAAACAAUUUUCAGUCGUUUCACAUGUAAUCAUGUACGUUUUCUCUAGUCCCUUCCCUUUCUGGAAGCAAGGAUGGGAAUGUGGAAAAAAACUGCAGGGUUUUGUACCUCCAUCUUUACCGGCUUAAAUUUCCAUUUAAAUUUUAGUUUCCUGGCUGAGACUUUCUAAGCGCACACGCUCCCCUUGACUUGCAUCUGGAUAGCAGAUCCUUUCGCACUCUCCAUAGUAUAGAAGGGACCUUGUUUUAAAGACGAUUGCAGUGGGCCAUAAGCUGGGAAUUGCCUUAUUGAAGGGAACAGUGAUUGCCUAAUGAGAAAAUGAAUUGUUUGCUACAGAGCUGAAUUGAAUUUAAGUUGGCUGGUUCCGAAGAUAGCACUUUCCCAAUAAGCAAAUCAGAUUUGUUCUUUUUUACAUAAUGGCCAAAUUGGUGUAUUUUACCGUGCAGUCCAAGAGAGAGCUUUGUCCUGUUAAUUUUUCCUCACAAACUUUAGAGUUUGUCAGAAAUUUCCACAUGGAAAAGAGAAGCCUCCAGCAUGUUGCCAAGAGCCAAAGAAUCAAAAAGCUUAGUUUGUUAACGUGUGGCUGUGUCUACCCCCAGGCAGGAAUACCACCUAAGCUAAGCAAAAAUUUCUUCAAAUGACAUUUUUAUUGAUACCCAUGUCUGCAUACUCUUGCUAUCACUUACAUUUGAGGUUUUGAAUAAAGAACCGAUUUAUUAAAAGAAUGCACAAAG
Mus musculus (house mouse) is the source of this 2817-nucleotide messenger RNA. RefSeq names its product lysophosphatidylcholine acyltransferase 2 (gene Lpcat2). NCBI's taxonomy places the organism in Eukaryota, Metazoa, Chordata, Mammalia, Rodentia, Muridae. The record is from RefSeq and is marked validated. The transcript has 14 exons. Gene Ontology annotation, molecular function: 1-acylglycerophosphocholine O-acyltransferase activity; acyltransferase activity; 1-alkylglycerophosphocholine O-acetyltransferase activity. Gene Ontology annotation, cellular component: plasma membrane; lipid droplet; endoplasmic reticulum. Gene Ontology annotation, biological process: glycerophospholipid metabolic process; phosphatidylcholine acyl-chain remodeling; phospholipid metabolic process. Bases 123 to 1757 code for a protein of 544 amino acids.